Molecule: messenger RNA, 1883 nt
Organism: Pogona vitticeps (central bearded dragon)
Lineage: Eukaryota; Metazoa; Chordata; Lepidosauria; Squamata; Agamidae
Gene: HAAO
Product: 3-hydroxyanthranilate 3,4-dioxygenase
Biological process (GO): 'de novo' NAD+ biosynthetic process from L-tryptophan; quinolinate metabolic process
Cellular component (GO): cytoplasm
Molecular function (GO): 3-hydroxyanthranilate 3,4-dioxygenase activity; iron ion binding
Source: RefSeq, a predicted model, not a curated record
AGAAGAGUGCAUUGCUAUAAACCAAUCGCUUGCAGUAUAUGGAGGGUGGAACUUACCGUCGUAUAUAUUGGUUGUCUCAGUAGGUUUGCACAAUAUAUUGAUUGUUGCAAAUUUAUUACCUCCUCCUCCCCCCCUUCUGAUAUACUUUGCUAUCAAGAGUCAUGGAGGAGAAGCUUGUGAAUGUAAAGAAAUGGGUGGAAGAAAACCGAGGUGCUUUUUUGCCUCCAGUGUGCAAUAAGCUUAUGCACCGCCAUCAGCUGAAUGUCAUGUUUGUUGGUGGACCCAACCAAAGGAAGGAUUAUCAUAUUGAAGAAGGAGAAGAGUUGUUUUACCAGCUGGAGGGGGAUAUGUGCCUGAAGAUAGUGGAAAAUGGAAAACACAAGGAUAUUCACAUUAAAGAAGGAGAGAUGUUCCUCUUACCAGCCAGGAUACCACAUUCUCCUCAGCGAUACGCUAAUACUGUGGGAUUGGUUAUAGAGCGGAAAAGAUUGACGACAGAAACCGAUGGGCUGAGAUACUACAUCGGAGAAACCACCAACGUCCUUUUUGAAAGAUGGUUUUACUGCGAUGACCUUGGUACACAACUUAUCCCGAUAAUUCAAGAAUUUUUCAACUCAAGUCAAUACCGCACAGGAAAACCCAAUCCAGAUGAAAUUUUAGAAGAAACCCCUUAUCCACUAAAUAAAACUACUGUCACGGAUCCAUUUUCCUUCCAAGUCUGGCUGAACGAUCAUAGGGAAGCUUUAGUUCAGAAGAGAUCUUUGAGACCUUUUGGAGACAACUUUGAAACUGAGGUUGUAAUUUUUGGACCAGGCGUAACCGAAGGAGGAGGAAAGAAGGCAGAUAUAUGGAUAUGGCAGAUGGAAGGUACGUCUGUUGUUAUGACUGACAGUAAAACCCUGACUUUGGAAAGUGGAGACAGCCUUCUCAUUCCAGCCCAGAUGACGUUUCAGUGGAAGAGAAUGGGUGGAUGCAUUGCUCUCUACAUUGUUCAGGACCCAAUGCGAAAAAGACCCUAGGCCUGAAUCCUGCUGCACCCAGACUGUUUAAUUUGCUUUUCAAGAAAAUAGUUGUGUUCGCCUUGUAAUUUCACAAAAUAAGUGGAAGUAAACUUCAGAAACCCAGACGUAUGUAGAGACAUAGGAUGCGUGUGGAAACAACAUGCACCUGCAGGGGAAGGAUAAACAGUGGGAAAGCUGAGCCAUAUGCAGUUGAAAACUGAUGACCAUGGGCAAAUCGGUGACUCCUUGGUUGACCAACCUCCCAGGAGUCAUAGAAUCACAGAAUAAUUGAGUUGGAAGGGGCCUUAUAGGGCCAUGAGUCCAGCUCCCUGCCUAAUGCAGGAAUCCAAAUCAAAGCACAUCUGGCAGAUGUGUGUCCAAUUUUCUCUUGAAUGCCUCCAGUGUUAUAAGGAUAAUACUGCAAACAGAAAUGGCAUGGUUAAGCAGCUUAUUUAAUUCUUUGAAGAAAUAGAGGCAUUGUCUGAAAAGAAGAGUGUGUAUGCAAACCCAUUAGUGUGUGUCAGAUAUGGAGAAUGUGUAGAUGUUGUUGACUGGAGAUCCCAUCAGCUACAGCCAGCACCGCCAAGGGAAAGAAGUGAUAGGGGCUGCAGCCAAGCUUCUGGAGAGCAGUGUAUUAUCAAGCCCAUGUGUACAUCAAAAAGCCCAUCACAAGUUAAAGCUGAAGUUGGAAGAUCAUGUAUCUCAGUGUUCGACUAGAAGCAAACUUUUGUGGCAUGAAUCUCUAGCUUUUCAUAACAUAUUAGAAUGUUUAGGGGAGGGGGACUUGGCCUCACCAGCAAUACCAGAUUUAAUUUUAAAACUUGGCAGCUUCAAUGCAGUUCAAAAUCUUUAGUAAUGCACAGUCCUCAAAGGGAAAUGGGG